Messenger RNA from Boeremia exigua, 1580 nucleotides. RefSeq lists its product as uncharacterized. NCBI's taxonomy places the organism in Eukaryota, Fungi, Ascomycota, Dothideomycetes, Pleosporales, Didymellaceae. Bases 455 to 1402 code for a protein of 315 amino acids. The transcript is spliced from 2 exons. The record is from RefSeq and is a predicted model, not a curated record.
GUUCCAGCGUGCCGGGCCCGAUCCUCUUUUCUCACCUUGUCGUCCGCACCCUACCCAAGUGUCGGUGAGCAACAACUACGCGUUGAUGAUUUCAGGUUGCUACCAAUGUUCUCGUUUUGCGAUCUCAGUCCCUGGACAUCGGAUGCAGCGUGACGCUUCCUCGCGACGUCUUGCAGAUGAGGCCUCCCUCUUCGGCCCAAAAGGGUGCCAUCCCGCGUAGAUAUGCAAGAUCGACAGCGUGGGCGGUGCUCUGGCUUGUCUAAGACAUGGGGAAGCCAUGUUGAUAUACUAGGGUGACACAGCACAUGUUGGAACAGUUGGCGAACGCAAUAACUACCCGUCGUUGCUUUUCACUUGCACUCCACAUCUUAGUCUGCACUAUUCGUUAUCAUGUUCGCUUCUUGAUCGUUGUAUUACUAUUUUGUCCCCCUCCCUAUCACUACUCACCCUCGAUAUGGACUUCCUUCCGGCUCAAUCAUGGGCGCUCUUUGCGCUGUCAGUCUCGAUCAUCUUUGCAAGAUUGAUGUUCCGACGCAUCAUGCUCAAGUCAUUUAGACACCUUCAGGCUGAUGACUGGGUUAUGAUCUUUCUCCUACUGCCUUUGACAGCUUCUGUUAUUCUGACAGUUUCCGUGAGCGAAGCACAAUUAGAGAAGCAGAGAACAUACCGAUUUGUCCUCGAAGUGCUGCACAUCACGAUGACAUGGCUGGUCAAAGUGUGUCUCUUAGUGUUGUACUGGCGGAUCUUUCCAGUAGUAUUUAGCACCGCUCGAAGACGCUAUAUUCAAGUCGUCUCGACAAUGUGCGCCCUAUUUUUUAUCACAACACAGGCUUUGUUGCUAUCUUGGUGCCGUCCAACACAAUUGGACGAGUCGACCUACCACAACUAUGCUAUUGUAUCCUUGGUAUUAAGCACCUUGACGACUAUCCUCGUGCUCAUUAUCCCAAUCCCGUUCAUUCCUACUCCACGGCGUCUUCUGCUUACCAUUCUUAUGGUCACUGGUAUCUCGACCCUCAUUCUUGGCACACUUGGACGAAUCUACAUCAUCAUGGCGUCGAUGUCGCAAAAGUACCUCUUCUACUACAUCUACGAAAUUACACUUCUCAUCGUCUUCGCCAACCUCCCGUUCCUGACAUCUCUCGUGGCCACGACAACACCAGCUCGCAUCCGCGAGUUCAGCCGAAACAUCUCCUUUUCUCGUGACGGAACACAAGCACCGCUAUCACCAUGGCCUCGGAGUAGACGAGUGAGCAUUCAGGAUAUUGCAUCACCACCACUGAGAUCGAGUCGGUUGAGCAGCACGGCUACGGUCGUAUGUGGGAAGACAGAAGGAAGGGAAUGGAAAGUCUGCAUACCGGUGACCAGGCCAGGAAACGCAAAGAUUGGGUUUGGUGUGGAGUGACUUAAGAACUUGUAAAUAUUGUGUUGGCUUUUUCUAAUUAAAAGACUCCCGUCACCUGUGAAGCAUAAACCAUUCUUCAUACAGGACUUUGGCAACAUGCUUCGAGAUUUACUGUAUAUUCUCCAACAUUAACGGGUUACUACUUAAGUAUGACGAAUAAUAAUCGAGACGGAAAUCG